Moneuplotes crassus is the source of this 1510-nucleotide messenger RNA. NCBI's taxonomy places the organism in Eukaryota, Ciliophora, Spirotrichea, Euplotida, Euplotidae. The record is from the annotation of a GenBank genome assembly.
AUGAUAAACCAACAGUGUCAAGACAGCCUCUGCACACAAUCUGUGGAGGUGUUCGUUGAACAAGUAGGCCAAUAUUACUGCGGUCCAUGUGCAGGAUUGUUGCAUAGCGACAAGCCCCACACGCAUAUUCCGAAUCCUAGGACAAGUUACUCUUGCAUCGAAGAGGGAUAUCACAUCUUGGAUAAGAUCAAAGCCAUGAAGGACACCAAGAACCUCGGAAAUGCUUGGUCUCAAUACCUGUCUGAUCUGAAGGAGCUGGAAAUUGAGCUUGAAGAUCUGAGAGGUAGAUAUUAUAAGAUCAAAGACAAGAGAACCCUAAUUGACCUUCCCUCUCUCCAAACAGACUGCUUUAAUUGAAUUACUAGGCUCUAUGAGUCUGAAGCUAUGCAGGCUUAUGUGAGAGAACAAAUGACUCUCGGCAUGAAGCUCAGUAAAGACCAGGUCGAGUACUGUCCCAGCAAAAAAUCAAAGAAUCAACGCAAAGCUGAGCUAACUGCACUGGUCAAUGAGGUUGAUCUACUUGCUAAGGAUUCAAUUCCUGUCUUAAAUGUUGAAGAGACCAAUCCAUCAGAACUGAAAGUUAAGCUAGAUGAUAUUGCGACAUCACUUGAACAACUCAAGAGCAGAGAGUCACAACAAGUUAUUCAUGAAGACAGAAAGUAUAAUGAAGAUGAAGCCUCCAAAGAAAUUGAAGAAAUGAAGCAUGAGAUUGAAGACCUUACACAAAAACUUAAUGAUCAGACUCCAAUACCCACUCACGAAUCUUUCAAUGAACUAUAUGCAAAAGUCACUGGAGAAACUGGCAAAGUUUUCACUAGUGGUUCUAGCAUUACCUUUGACUUGUCAAAGUCAAGCUUCCAGACUCUAAUGAAAUGCUUCCAACACUAUAAACUCCCAGAACUAAACUCAGUCUACAUCUCAAACAUCAACAAGUUCAACCAGCCUCUGAUCAUCACCAACUUCAUGAAGAAUGCCAUCCACUCCAAGAUCAAACAGUUCUAUUUCAACUUCACUCCUAACACAGACAAUAACUUCAGUGCAAACUUCAGUUUAAAUUACUUUGAAGCUCUUAAGAAAGUUGCCUCUGUUAUUCCUGACUAUUUUUUUUAUGUUAUAAACUUUACUCUGAGCCAGACAGAGUACCAGGAUCUUCUAGUGGCUGCUAGGAAGUGAAAGACAGUUUGUACGUAUUAUUGUGACAUUGAGAUCAAUGAAGAAUGUAAUUUUGGAACUAGACUGGAUGAUGCUAAGUUUACAAAUUUAAGGUUUUAUCAAACUGGAGAUGAAAAGCAUGGAGAUUGGAAAAGAGAAGGGUUCGUUCAAUUUAAGAAUUUGAUUGCAGGGCUCUCUAAAGUGCAGUAUGUCAGAGAUACUAAGGUUGAUAUUUACCUCGAUCAAUGUGGAAUGACAAAGGCUGAAGCAAGACAAAUGUUGGAUACUGUUGGACUCAAGAAAAUGAAUCCUACAGGAAUUAGCUAAUCAGAUCAAUUAUGAAUUUCAACAUCAAAAA